AUGUUACUACACUUGUUCAUGUACUUGAUGUUGGCCGGAAUCAUACUUCCUUUGAUUAGUUUGUGUUUCAGAGGCAAAGCAGGAGGAGACAGGGCGGAACAAAAGAAACGUCUAACAGAGGACGAGGAUAACCAGUGUGAUUCCGUGCACGAAACGGCCGGUAGUGAAGAUAGCAGUAGUGAAAGCAGGACGGCUGCAAGUGGCGAUCAAGGUUAUAAACCACCGACGUUCACAUUGUCCAAAGAAGACUACUACGAUAACUCUGGUGCUGCCGUCGUGCCACUUCGGAAGCCCGAACUUGCUCCUCCUUAUCCGCCAGCUCCUCCACCUCCAGCAUUUCCUAAGCCAGCAGCUGUUCGCCCAGCGGGCGGCACAAAACCAGCGGUUAUUCCCAAGCACACCCCGGCUAAACCGGCACAUGCUCAUAAGCCUGGUGUUAAGAAGUCUCCUGCUCAUCCCAAUCCUGCAGCUCCACCAAAACAUGUGCAUCAGAAACAAGCAUUAGCUCCACCUCCACCUGCCCCACGACCAGGUGUUGUUCCACCACAAGGAAUGCAAAGACCGAUGGCUCCUCCACCUCAACCAUACCCUAACCCGGCUCAACCACCAGCAGCCCCACCUCACCAACAUUUUCCUCACCCAGCACCUGCACCUCCUCCAUAUCCAUUUGCCGCUCAAGGCCAAGCAUUCCCAUAUCCGGCUGCUGCCCAGCAGCAAGCAUAUCCCGGAGCUGGUGGAUGGCCUCAGCAGCGAGGCGCUGGCGCUUAUCCUUACCCUCCUUAUUGA
Ostertagia ostertagi is the source of this 786-nucleotide messenger RNA. The record is from the annotation of a GenBank genome assembly. NCBI's taxonomy places the organism in Eukaryota, Metazoa, Nematoda, Chromadorea, Rhabditida, Trichostrongylidae.